Phasianus colchicus (ring-necked pheasant) is the source of this 1382-nucleotide messenger RNA. RefSeq names its product ubiquitin conjugating enzyme E2 D1 (gene UBE2D1). The record is from RefSeq and is a predicted model, not a curated record. Lineage: Eukaryota; Metazoa; Chordata; Aves; Galliformes; Phasianidae.
GCUGUUGCUUCCCGUUCCGUCGGUGCGUGCGGAUGCCGUUAGCCGUCCGCCCCGCCCCCCGCCGCGCUUCUCGCUGCCGUCGCCUUGCGCUCCCAUGGCGCUGAAGCGGAUACAGAAAGAACUGAGUGACCUGCAGCGAGACCCCCCGGCUCACUGUUCUGCUGGACCUGUUGGAGAUGACUUGUUUCAUUGGCAAGCCACUAUUAUGGGACCUCCCGAUAGCGCGUAUCAAGGGGGAGUGUUCUUUCUCACAGUACACUUUCCAACAGACUAUCCUUUCAAACCCCCAAAGAUUGCUUUUACAACAAAAAUAUACCAUCCAAAUAUAAACAGUAAUGGGAGUAUUUGUCUUGAUAUCCUGAGGUCACAAUGGUCACCAGCUCUGACUGUAUCUAAAGUUUUAUUGUCCAUAUGCUCCUUACUUUGUGAUCCUAAUCCAGAUGAUCCUUUAGUACCGGAUAUUGCACAGAUCUACAAGUCAGACAAGGAAAAAUACAACAGACACGCAAGAGAAUGGACUCAGAAAUAUGCAAUGUAAACUUAUGAAGACUUUUUCAUAUACCACAGAGUACUGUAAAUUCUAGUUUUUUUCAAACUUAGAAGGAAAUGGAGCACAGUUUACUGUUUCAACGUACCAUCAUGCCCCUUGAGUAUUUUAUUUUUCCACCCAUGUAAGUGUGUUUCUGGAGCAAGGGAAGACUUCCAAAAUAACCUUAUGACUGUGACGAGAAUAUUUAUCCUCUUUGUAUGCUUUGCAGAAGACAUAUAUUAUGGUUUUUAAGAGUUGGACAUCUGCAUCUUCAGACUACAAGAUCCUUAAUGCAGUUGUAAAGCAGCCAAAUUAUUUUUGCUGGAGAAAAGUAGCUGUUUUUAAGUGAUGAAUACUGUAUGUGUGUCUUUAAGAUAUAUUGUCUGUUUCAUAAGUGUGUUUGGAUUUCAUUUUGCUAGUUCACUUAUAUAAUUUGUAUUUUUAAUUGUAUAGACUAAAUAUAUUUUAUUUACGGUGUAAGUCAUUUCAUUUUAGACUGACUUUCUCGUGCACAGUAUUGACAAUAUACAACUGCUAGUAAUGAAAGUAAUUGGGAUAUCCUGCCCUUUGGGAUACUCUAAAGACUGACUGCAGAUUUCUUAAAACCUAAAAUGAUCUUUGCACUGUAAUUCUUUGUAUGCUGAUUAUGGAGAAACACUUGGUUUUGAUUCUGUUGCAUACUUGACUUAAUUUUAUUGCAAUGUGAACUAAUUGCACUGCUAUGUAGAAAAAUAUGUAACCUUUUUGUUGCGUUUCACGACUGAUUUUUGACAUGUGGGCAACAUAACACUCAGACCUUUUACAAAUCUAAAUGUAGCCUUUUCCAUAUAAAUAAAAUGAAUUUUCUACUAUC